AUGGCAGACGGCCAUGUCCGCGUGCUGGACUCGCCUUCCGUGCGGUCCCCAACGGCCUCGAAUCAUCCGGAUGCCAGAGCCCGGCAUCGGGUCGGUCCGGCGCUACCCUCCCGCCCCUUUUGCCGAUCAGAUUCGUCCGAGGCGUGCCGAAUAGUUGGCUGCACGCCGUCUCCAGCGCUGCUGAAGAAGCCGGACUGGACGAGACGCGGGGGGACGUGCGCCAAGGCGGUGGACGUCGAGUCAGCGGGUCAACUCGCGCCAAACCUUGACUGUGAGGGCCUUGACAGCCGAUGGUGGGAGUGGAAAUACGGGUCCAAGGUGCAUUACUAUGCGGCCGGCGGCGAAGGGCCACCCAUCCUCAUGGUUCAUGGAUUCGGAGCUGGCGGGUUUCAUUAUGAUCGCAACAUCCCAGAACUGAGCAAGACACAUAGGGUGUGGGCAAUCGAUCUGGUUGGACAAGGCAGGAGCACACCAUCAAGUGACCUCAUACUUUCCACUGAUACAUGGACAGAGCAGCUGUCAGAUUUUGUGACAGAUGUAAUUCAGGAGCCUGUCUACAUCAUGGGCAACUCACUAGGUGGCUAUCUUGCAGUGUCGAUGGCCACACAGUUCCCAUCGCAAUGCAGGUAA
Ostreobium quekettii is the source of this 630-nucleotide messenger RNA. The record is from the annotation of a GenBank genome assembly. Lineage: Eukaryota; Viridiplantae; Chlorophyta; Ulvophyceae; Bryopsidales; Ostreobiaceae.